GCUAGGCUACAGUAAGAAGCACUGAACUGCACUAGCCAGUGAAAAGUCAAUUCACCGUAAACAAGGAUGGUUGUCAGAAUUAUAAUUUUUAAAUGGCCUAGGUCAUUUUGAUGUUUUGAGCAAAUGUUUAUUUGCAAUCUAAUUUAGUUUUCAACCAUAAAAACAUGCCUGUCAUUACAAUAGUAUUUGGUUUAUCGCUAUGAUGUGAGUGUGAGGGGUUUCUUUUUGCGAUGCGGAAGAACGCCUUUGCUACCCUAUUUAUUGUCUCUGUCAUCUCGUACGCAACAGUUUACUACCUAAGCAGUCAAAGGCCUCAGCAUCAGCAUUUGGUUUUAAACUUGGAUGAGGUAGAUAAAUUGGUUGACUUAGAGCGCAAGAUUGAAGUAGAACAGAAAGCUCUUCAGUCACUUCUGGAGAGACUUAAAACUUCUAUUCAGACACAAUGGGAGGACAAAAAGUUAAUCGAAGAAAAGAAAAAAGUGUUUGAAGAACUGUCCAUAGAAGCAGAUGAACUUUAUAAGAGAAGGACAGAGGAAUUGUUGCAACAUCCUCCACAAGCCAUUGCAGUGUUGGUGCUAGCUUGCAACCGUGUAACUGUCACUCGUUGUUUGGACCAGUUGCUGAAAUACCAGCCUGAUCCAGCUUUCUUCCCAAUCAUUGUCAGUCAGGAUUGCAGUCAUGAACCUACAGCAGAUGCCAUUCGAGGUUAUGGAGACCGUCUUUACCACAUUCAGCAACCAGACCAAAGUGACAUACAAGUGCCACCAAAAGAAAAGAAGUUCAAAGGAUAUUUUAAGAUAGCACGGCACUAUGGAUGGGCUCUAAAUCAAGUAUUUAACUUCUUCAACUUUAACAAUACAAUUAUUAUUGAAGAUGACUUGGAUGUCUCCCCUGACAUAUUUGAGUACUUCCUCGGAACACUUCCACUGUUGCACUCAGACCCUACACUUUGGUGUGUUUCUGCUUGGAAUGACAACGGGAAACUCAACUUGGUGAAUAAGGAAGCAAGAGAUGUUAUAUACAGAACAGACUUCUUUCCAGGACUAGGUUGGAUGCUAAACAAACAACUGUGGAGUGAGCUUUCCGUCAAGUGGCCUACCAGCUACUGGGACGACUGGAUUAGACAACCUGAGCAGCGAAGGAACCGAGCUUGUCUUCGGCCUGAGCUGUCUCGGACACGCACAUUUGGCAAAAUAGGUGUAAGCAAUGGCCUUUUUUAUGAAAAAUACUUGAAGUUCAUUCACCUCAACGAUCAGUUUGUGCCUUUUACCCAGAAGAAUUUGACAUUCCUUUUAAAGGACAAUUACGAUGUACAAUUUGUAAGAGCAGUGUACGAGAGUAGGGUGGUGACAUACCAUGAGCUUAAGUCUAACAACAUCGUCCAUGACGGGCCAGUUCGUAUACCAUAUUACACCAAGGAACAGUACCAGCGCACAGCCAAAGCUCUUGGUCUCAUGGACGAUUUUAGGAGUGGCGUUCCUCGAACAGGAUACAGAGGUAUUGUGACCUUUUACUACAACAAGCGACGAGUGUAUCUCGCUCCUCAUGCCAACUGGAAGGGUUACGACUUGACGUGGAGCUAACCUAUACCAUCCAUCAGGCAUCACAUCGUUGUACCUGUCAAGUAAAACUAAGAUAUCCACACUGAGAAAAUAUCUAUAUUGCAUUUACUAUUUGUUUAACCAAAUGGGACUCAAGUCAUGUCAAUGUAUUCGUCAAAUCACAUUUGGUUCAUUAGCAGUAAUUUGUAUUUUGUUUUUGGUUUUAGAUAAUGUCUCAAUAGAAAGAAGCAAUUUACUAGUGUCAAUUGAUUUUAGGGAUAGGAUAGCCAGAAUUAUAUUUAAUAAAAAAAUCUAUGUUACAUUUUGUUAUAUGUUGCAAUGAAACUUAUUGCGAGCAAAAUAUCAUUUCAUAAAAUUACAGGAUACAAUGUUAAUUUCAAAACCCAGUCUGCCUCGCUUCUUGGACUCUAAUUUACCACUUGUUUUACAAACAAAUUGGUGAUAUGUUUCAAUAUUUGUGAGAUAUAACUGAACCUCAAAAUUAACAUGAUUAGUUUGUGGUUGUUGCUUGAUACAAUUUAUCCAACAAAUUAACCUGAGCCAGUUUUCAUACUUUAUGUUAAAAACGGUACCUCUUAUGUACCCUACAAAUUGAUUCAAACUUGCUAUCCUAUGGUCUAAAAUCACGCUCCUUUUAAAUGUUUGGGCUUACAUUAAUUUUCUCAAAAAGUAUGACACAUUUCAAAGAGCUUUGUAGAAUUGUAUUUGUUUAUUUUAUUUCAUCAGACAUUUUUUGUAGCCUUUGAGUAGCUUAUAAUUAUAUUAUUUUGUUGUUAUUAUUUGUCAUGUUUUGAUUUAUACAGUUCAGAAUGUACAUACAGUACUACUUAAGCAUAUGCUAUCAUCUUUACGAGAAAUCAAAUUGUAUUUUAUAUCUGUCUGUAGUGUAUUUUUAUGUGAAAACCUUCAUUGAACAAUCAUGGAAGAACAAGUGCAAAUUUAAGAACUUAUUAAUUCAGUUAAAAGUGUAUAUAGAUCCAAAUAAAUUACUAUGUUAUUAAUAAGUACCUAUAUAAUAAGUAUUUGUCAGAUAUUAUAUUCGUUCCCCUUUAACACAAUAUCUAGCAUAAUUCAAUUUCCAAAAUCAUAAUAUUUAUGACACAAUAAAGUCUUUUUUACAAAGAUGUAGGCCUAUAUAAAGGAGUUGUAAACCCCCGUUUAUUUGUAAACUUAACAAAAAAGCUUACAAUUUAUUGAUCAAGAAUUUAUUUACAAUUUAUUGAUCAAGAAGCUAUUUACAAUUUAUUGAUCAAGAAGCUAUUUACAAUUUAUUGAUCGAAAAGUUAUUCACAAUUUAUUGUUCAAGAAGUUAUUUACAAUUUAUUGAUUACACAAUAUUGUAAACAGCUUAGGUUUACCUAUUAUUAAUAUUUAUCAUCCCUAAAGAUUUCAGUACUGUAUAAUUUUCUAUUCCGAAAUCAUAGGAACUUUUCAGUUUUUUACAGAAAACCUGUCUAAGCUGUUAUAGGAUUUGUAACAAAAAUUAAAACAUCACAAAAUUGUUUUAGGUCCUUACUUUAUAACAGUCGUCUUACAUUUUUAAAUGUGUAUUACUUUAAAUAUAUGUAAUAUAUUUCUAAUAUUUCUUUAACAGUGGUGCAGAAAAGAUGCCUGGAUCAUGAAGAAAAAUAGAUUUAAUUAUAUUUUUAAUAGUUUUUAGUUAGCCUAAAAACAAAAACAAUCUUUUCAUGUUUGCUUUUUUCUCACGAGUAAAGGUUGACUCUUUAUAAAUAUUUCAUAAUUGUGAUUCACGAAAUGUUAUUGUAAUUAUAAAUUUAUUAUACUAUAAGGAUUAGCAAUUAAUCCAUACAAAAAAACUAUCGGGAGGACUUUCUUAAUUAUUGAUAUAUCAAUACCAGAAUUUAUCUAUUGUUGAUACCGAUACCUGAAAAAUAGAUUCUCCAUAGUUUAUCAAAUUUUCUGAAUGGAUUGGUUAUACUACACCAACAAAGUCUUUAAACUAUAAAGUCAUGAAGUAUUUUAGAGGUAAUGGGGAGUUUUUUAAGUAAAGAGAAAAUGUAUGCUGCAAUGACAAAUUUUAACUAGCCAAUUUAACCUCACCAUGAAAGCCAAUUUAAGCUUAAACCCUUCUUAACACAUUAAAUAACUACCAUAUUAAAUGUAAAUGAAGAUCUCACAAUCAAAGAAAAUCUUUGGAUAACCAGAAGUGUACCAGCCUAAUAUUUUCAGUCAAACCAAACUUGAGGUAAUAUCGUGAUUAUCUCCCGUGGUCAAGGAGACAUCAUCGUCGUCUUCUGGAAUCACUGCAAAAUCCUGAAUAUCUUCCUCAGUCACAGAAACAUCAUCACUAUCUUUCGCGGUCGCGGAAGAAUCCUGAAUAUGGCUCAGCGGUAACAGAAAAACUAUCAUCUCCCAUGGAAACGUUUUCAGCGUCUUCAAAUUCAUAUAAUCUCCUGCAGUCGUGUAGACAUCAUCAUCGUCUCCUGUGGUCCUAUUCACGUCAUCAUAGUCUUUCGCGAUCUCGGCAAAUUUCUGGUUAUCUUCCGCGGUUGUGUAAGUCUAGACAUCAUCAUCGUCUUCCGCGACCUAGGCAUAUUCAUUACCGUGUUUUUGCCGUGUAGACCAUCAUCAUCAUUGACUCCCGCCAUCACAGAAACGUCGUCAUUUUGCGCCAUCACGGCAAAACCAUGAACAUAAACAUCACCCGCGGCUGUGUGGACUUCCCAUCGUCUCCCGCAGUCACAGAAACGUUAUGGUCGUCUUGCACAAUUUUGGCAAUAGUAUAAUUUUCAAAUUGUGCGGGUAUCGGAAUUGACAAUUGACUCUCAAAACCGAUACCAAUGUCCAAGUACAGGUGGCAUAAAGAAUUGGUAUCGAGAAUCAACAUGUCCCUACUUUUAAUUUUUUAAUCAGUUGGGUCUGUAAAAACAGAAACUCAUAAUUAAAUUGUUAUGAAAUGGAUUUGUGUGUAUUAAAGUACUUUGCCGUCUUAAAAUGUACCCCAAACCAUACUUAAACAAAAUAUUAAAUUUAGGGUAAAUGAUGUCUUGUGAUAUAAUUGUGAUUAGUUAUGUCUUACGGCAUUACAAAUUAGUGAUUAGUUACGUCUUUAAAUGUAAAGCUAGAACUAUAUUUGACAACCAUUGAACAAAUCUAAACUACAAUGCACAUAUACGUGUGGUAUAUGUUUAGUGCAAGAUAGCAUAAUAUAGCCACAUUGAUGUGAAGAAUGUACAUUUUAAAAGUAGGUUUUUACCUGUUUUUUCAAUAUUUUUUUUUCAAUAUGGCAUUCUUACCUAUAAUGCUUCCUAUCAUUGUCUGUGUUUUUAGUCUUCCUCUAUUACUUUUUUUUUAACUCCACAUUGGGUUAUUGUAUAAGUUAUCUCCUUUAUAUCUUCCAGUUGUCUAAAGCAGUUGUGGUGAUAAAUAACCACAAUGUUCUAAUGUUCUUAAAUAUUAAAUAACAUGAAUACAAUAAAAGAUUGGUGUGUUCUCAGACUUGGCGGGAGGGGGACGGGUUCGGUCCAUGGCAUACCCACAAACAUUUGAGGGGCUCAGAGCGCUUUCCGUUACAGCAUUUGCAGUUCAUUGUAGCCUAAUUCAAAAUGUAAACAUAACAAAGUUUGUGCAAUUGAGGAAGGAAGAAAAUCCCAAAAGUAUUCAACUAAUCUAUUUAGAAACAUGUUACUUGGAUGGGAAAGAGUCCAGUCAGGCUUGAGAAACGCAAAAGGUUACAUUUUUUUGUGUACAAAAACAUAAGUUUCCUGUUACAUGUUUGUAUUUCUCAUGCCAUAUUGGAGUCAUUCUCAUUCAGGUAAGCUGGUAUUCUCAGAAAAAAUUAUAAAAUCCUAGGCUCUUGUGCUCUUUUUAGCGAAUUUCCCAUAUAGGGAAUAAGCUAUUACCGUAGUACUCAUGGUAAGACCUGGACCCGGGACCGAUUUAUUUUUUCGUUUUGAGGUCCCUAAAGGCCAAAAACACCAUCCGUUCAAAUUCAUAUAUAUAUAUAUAU
Messenger RNA from Macrosteles quadrilineatus (aster leafhopper), 5532 nucleotides. Its product is annotated as alpha-1,3-mannosyl-glycoprotein 2-beta-N-acetylglucosaminyltransferase. The record is from RefSeq and is a predicted model, not a curated record. The transcript is spliced from 11 exons. Gene Ontology annotation, biological process: protein N-linked glycosylation. Bases 231 to 1583 code for a protein of 450 amino acids. Gene Ontology annotation, molecular function: alpha-1,3-mannosylglycoprotein 2-beta-N-acetylglucosaminyltransferase activity. Lineage: Eukaryota; Metazoa; Arthropoda; Insecta; Hemiptera; Cicadellidae. Gene Ontology annotation, cellular component: Golgi apparatus.